Messenger RNA from Emys orbicularis (European pond turtle), 2989 nucleotides. It is a transcript of the gene KSR1, whose product is annotated as kinase suppressor of ras 1. Gene Ontology annotation, biological process: Ras protein signal transduction; protein phosphorylation. The record is from RefSeq and is a predicted model, not a curated record. The transcript has 19 exons. The coding region runs from base 171 to 2477 and encodes 768 amino acids. Lineage: Eukaryota; Metazoa; Chordata; Testudines; Emydidae. Gene Ontology annotation, cellular component: cytoplasm; membrane; endoplasmic reticulum. Gene Ontology annotation, molecular function: protein kinase activity; ATP binding.
UCCGGUACAUCAACAGACAGCGGCAGUGUAAGCUGAGCGUGCCCUUGAAUGACCGGACAGUGGAGCUCAACAGCUACCCAAGAUUCAAUGACUGGUUAGACCUCGUCAAUGUAAAGAAAGAAGUUGUACAGAGAAUCCCAGAGGAGCUAACCCUAGAUGCCUUACUGGAUAUGAAUGAGUCCAAGGUGAAAGAAACCAUGAAGAGAUGUGGGGCCAGUGACGAGGAGUGUUCCAGACUCAAUGGGGCUCUCACCUGCUUAAGGAAGGUGACCGAAUCAGGUGGGGAGUUAAAAGAAGAUCUGUUGUGGAAUCCUUCUGAUGUGCGUCGAGAGAGCACCUCUGCACACCCCGCAGAACCCUCCUGUCCUACAGGCCCCACGUGGACUCAUGGCAUGCUGCAUCUUUCGAAGGGCAACAGCCAGCAGGCACGCUCUGUGUCCGUGUCUGCUAUACCUUCUUCGGAUUCUCUUGCCUCGAGCCAAGGACCUUCGAGCUACACAGACAGCUUCCUGGAACCUUUAGCCUUCCCCACCCACAGUGGUCGAGUAGUAUUUAGGACUCCUCACAGCAUCACCAUCACACCGCCGACGACGCCUCAGUUAAAGAGGCGUCACAAAUUGAAACCUCCACGGACUCCCCCUCCGCCUUGCCGGAAGGUUUUUCAGCUGCUACCAAACUUUCCAACCCUCACAAGAAGCAAGUCCCAUGAAUCACAGCUGGGCAACAGGAUAGAUGAAGUUCCUCCUGUAAAGUUUGAUCUCCCCCAGGGAUCCCCUCAGAUGGUACGAAGAGACAUUGGCAUAUCCGUAACACACAGAUUCUCUACGAAAUCUUGGUUAUCUCAGAUGUGCCACGUGUGUCAGAAAAGCAUGAUGUUCGGCGUGAAGUGUAAGCACUGCAGAUUAAAGUGUCAUAACAAAUGUACUAAAGAGGCCCCUGCUUGCAGAAUAUCUUUCCUUCCUAUAGCGAAAAUAAGAAGGACGGAGUCUGUCCCUUCUGAUAUUAAUAACCCUGUGGAUAGACCUGCAGAGCCGCAGUUUGGAACCCUUCCAAAAGCACUAACGAAAAAGGAUCAUCCCCCAGCAAUAAACCAUCUAGACUCCAGCAGUAAUCCAUCUUCUACAACCUCCUCCACGCCAUCUUCUCCAGCACCUUUCCAGUCUUCCAAUCCUCCCAGCGCAACGACUCCCCCAAAUCCCUCCCCCAUGGGCCAGCGGGACUGCCGGUUUCACUUUCCAGCUGCCUACUACAUUCAGCAUAGACAACAGUUUAUCUUCCCAGAAAUCCCCAGCCCCCCACAAGUAAUACAGCCGCCUGAAACAGCUGAAGACACUAAUGCUGAUGAACAGCUGGACACAGAGGGGGUUGAAGAACCUGAUGCAGAGGUGGAGGAGCAAGAGCCGAAUAAAUCGGAACCGGAGGACGAUGAGGACGAGUUAGACGACUUGCCCAGCAAACGGCCGCACUGGAAAGGGAUGAUCUCCCGCAAGGCCAGCCAGACCAGCGUCUACUUGCAGGAGUGGGACAUUCCCUUUGAACAGAUUGAGCUGGGGGAGCUCAUUGGCCAAGGGCGAUGGGGGAAGGUUUACCGGGGGAAAUGGCACGGAGAGGUGGCAAUCAGGCUGUUGGAGAUCGAUGGGAACAAUCAGGACCAUCUCAAGCUCUUUAAGAAGGAGGUGAUGAAUUACAGGCAGACCCGACACGAGAACGUGGUGCUCUUCAUGGGGGCGUGCAUGCACCCCCCUCAUUUAGCCAUUAUUACCAGCUUUUGCAAAGGAAGGACGCUUCAUUCAUUUGUAAGGGAUCCCAAGGUAUCUUUGGAUAUUAACAAAACCAGGCAGAUAGCUCAAGAAAUCCUUAAGGGCAUGGGGUAUCUUCAUGCAAAGGGGAUUGUGCAUAAAGAUUUGAAGUCCAAGAAUGUUUUCUAUGACAAUGGCAAAGUGGUGAUCACAGACUUUGGACUAUUCGGAAUUUCGGGUGUGGUUCAGGAGGGAAGGCGUGAAAAUGAACUGAAACUGCCCCAUGACUGGCUGUGCUAUCUGGCCCCUGAAAUUGUUCGUGAGAUGUCUCCUGGGAAAGACGAAGACAAGCUGCCCUUCUCCAAGGCUGCAGACGUCUAUGCUUUCGGGACGGUUUGGUAUGAGCUCCAAGCAAGAGAGUGGCCUUUCAAGAGCCAGCCAGCUGAAGCACUCAUCUGGCAGAUCGGAAGCGGAGAAGGAGUGAAGCAUGUCCUUGCUACAGUUAGUGUAGGGAAAGAAGUCAGCGAAAUCCUCUCAGCAUGUUGGUCUUUAGACCUCAGCGAGAGACCCAGCUUUACUCUCCUCGUGGAUAUGCUUGAAAAACUGCCAAAACUGAACAGACGGCUGUCGCAUCCUGGACACUUCUGGAAAUCUGCAGACAUUAACAGUAGCAAAGUUGUCCUCCGUUUUGAAAGAUUUGGCUUGGGAAUCCUGGAAUCAAGUAAUCAAAAGAUAUAGCAUGGUGUGUAAUUACCUUGUUGAUAUUGUUGUCUACCUGCUUACACAAAACAUCAGAAACCUUCACGGCAUCUUCCGAACUCUGAAACUGGUGCAGCCCUACCUGAAAGCCACACGACCCCUCCGUUCAAACUGGCGUAUGUUGUUUCUGAAGUCUGAGUUCUGCCUAAGCACCAGCAAUUAUUUAAAAAAUGUUUACAUCAUAUGUUUCUCUAUGUGAACUAUAUUUUUUUAACAUGAUGAUGAUGAUGAUAAUAAUAAAGGUGAUUUAAGAUUUUUCUUUAAGUGCAAGCAUUCAAAUGGCACUGAAAAGAACUGCUCCCCCAGUUCUUUGUUGCAUCUGUGGAGUAACUAAGGGCUAAUUUCUGCACUGCAAAUCAUGCACACAGUUUCCACUGAAGCUAAUCGAGGUUGCUCGUGUCAGAGAAUGGCUAGCUUUAAAUCACUAAUGCAGCCAAUUCAAGUGAGAAGGAAUGGAGUUAUGGCCCCAUUGUGUCUCCAUAAGGAAACUU